ACAAUUCUCGUCUCUCUAAACUCGACCGUGGUUUCAUCAUUGGUAACGGGGGACAUUUCGUCCACCAUUUCCACUGUGCCUACGCCAUCCGUGAACAUGACAACUCCCAGUGACGAGUGUCCCGCCCCCACGGGAUACACCAUCUCAGUGGCGACCCUCACAACCGUCAUCCUCAGUACUGUGACUACCCCCCUCCCCGACUUAACCUGCGUGUCAUCCGUCUCCAACAGCUCCAUCCCGACCGGCAAUGCCACCUUCCCCAGCGGCACUGGCGCAGGCCUUGACACCUCCAUAGCCAUGCCAACGUACAUCAGUACCGUCACAACAACAUCCACCUCCACCAUAGGCACCACUUUCACCUCAACACCAACGACCCUCUUCCGUCAACCCGGCACCAUCGCCACUCCCGAGCAAAUCUCCGCCGCCUGUGCAAACCCCUCCCAGAAUGUCGUCUUCAACCCCGGCUUCGAACUAGGAAGCGAUGGCAACGCCUCCGGCUGGUCCACCGAGCCUUCCUCCCCAUCCAUCUCCUUCCUCACCUUCCAGUCCGAUAAUGCGGGUGCCCUCUCAGGGCGCCGCUCGGGCCGCGUGCUCUCCGCCGAAUCGGGCGCUAGUAUCGUGGUGUCCACGCCCGUGAUCUUGUGUCCUGGACGGCAGUAUCGGUUAUCGGGAUAUACGAGGCAGCUGGAUACAGAGGCGCGGUGCUCGAUUGUAUACCGUGUAGGUGAUCGAGUGGUGUAUACUGCGGUACCGCAGACAGAUUUGUUGGCUAUGCCUAGGACGGCGUUUUAUGAGGCGGGAAGCAGUGAUGUGGAUGUUAGUGUGGAUUUGAGCUUGACGGUGAGCUGUGUGGGCCAGGGAGGGGCGGUCUCGGGCGUGAAUGAUGAGGGGUAUAUGCAGGUGGAUUUCGAUGAUAUUGCUUUGGUGCAGGUGCAGAGGGGUUGAGAGGUGUGGUGUGCUGCCUGUUGGAAGUUGCCAAUAUGGAUAUUGAUAUGUGGAUAAGGAACAGGUCGUGUGAAGUUGGGAAUUGUGUUGACAGAGGGGAUACAGGCCGGGGAGGUUUAGUUUCAUUCAUUCUUU
Molecule: messenger RNA, 1080 nt
Organism: Westerdykella ornata
Lineage: Eukaryota; Fungi; Ascomycota; Dothideomycetes; Pleosporales; Sporormiaceae
Exons: 1
Coding region: 97-945 (282 amino acids)
Source: RefSeq, a predicted model, not a curated record